Molecule: messenger RNA, 6933 nt
Organism: Ectocarpus sp. CCAP 1310/34
Lineage: Eukaryota; Phaeophyceae; Ectocarpales; Ectocarpaceae
Source: the annotation of a GenBank genome assembly
GGACAAUCCAACUAUGGGCAAUUCCAGCAGCGUGGAGGAUGGGUCGGGGCUUGCGUCCCCAAACAUCCUCUCCAAGGUCACGGUGAAGGGCAGUAAGGCGGGCAUGGACGCCUUCUUGACCGAAGGCCGUGUCAACAACGUGCAGAUCGCGUACGUGACCAAGAAGCAGCACGAGCGGUUUAACCCCCGGAACAUAAACCGAAGAGUGGAGCUGACGCACGCCGCGCUGAAGAGCGUGAAGCGGAAUUGGGCCAUGAUUUCGGAGGGCCCAGAGACUCAGGGCUCAUUCAAAGGGGCGUCGACUUCGCUAGUGGCGCUGUACGACACUUUUUUCGCGAGAAUCUUCCUGCUGGAGCCGUCGAUGCGAUCCAUGUUCGGAGAUAAUAUGAUCCGACAGUCGAAGUUCCUGGGGGGGUUGGUGAACAUCAUUGUAAAAAUGGAGGACAUGCUGAAGCAGGGGCUGUCGCCUUUGUACUCUUUCGCCGACCGGAGCGUGGCCAUGGGGGCGAGGCCCGAGCACUACGAGGUCAUCGCGGAAGUGUUGCCUAUCGCUCUCGAGGCGUGUGCGGGAGAAGGGGUCUGGACCCCAGAUAUCGCCGGGGCUUGGAGAGACGUCAUGAGCUUCGCGAUACUGGCGGUCGUGGAGCGGACGGUGGAGAGCUGGGGGAGCACCCACGGCACCAGUCUCUCGGAGAUGUGGCACGCACUCUCGGACUGGCGGUCCCGCACUUCCAAGUACAACUUCUUGUCUCCGACUGCGUCGUCAUCGUCUCCAAUGAAUGCCGACAGCAGCGGCAGGGGCAGGAAAGGCAUCAAUGACAGGGGGAAGGGGAGCAAGGCAACGUCAUCGUCGGCCUUUUCCACCGGGUCGUCCUUGGGUUCUAAUGGUUCCGGCCGGCCCCCUGAGGCCCCCCCACCUCUAGGGCGGAGAGACUUGGACGACGGAGCUCAUCACCUUCACCACAAGAAGGGGCUGGGGAGCUUGUCGAUCAAGCGAAAAGGUAGCGGUGGUGCAUCGAACUCUUCUUUGUCCGCGGUCAACGUGCCGUCCAUGGACCUAGGCUCGGGCUUUCUGUCGGACGGGGAAGCUGACGUGCUGAGCCCCGAACACAGGAGCCCCGCAGGAGUUUCGUUCGAUGCCUCUGGUGGCGGGAGGAAGACGGGGGGGUUAAAGGGGGGCCCCAGGGAUGAUCUCGGUGACGUCGGCGCGUCGUUCGUCCAUUCCAUGGACUCUCUCCAGCUGCCGCCGGACUCCUCCUCUUCGCCGGCGUCGAGCUCCGGCGUUGCUGUCGGGGCGACGGCUAACCCCCUGCGAGGCCUCCGUGCGAUAGGGGACCACUCUCGGCGCUCCUCGGACAACAGCAGCGCCGGCUCUGCCGCGGACCAGCGACAGUGGACGUCAUCCCUUGGAAGGCGAGCCCCAGCGAGCGCUGGCGCCGGUUCCGACGGCAGCAUGUCCUCCUCCUCCAUCACGUCGGCAUCAGCGGUACCCGGCCACAGGGCCAACGGGUCAUCCCGCUCCUCCUUGAACGUCCUCCGCAAGAAGCUGACCCGGUCGGCGUCGCUGGAGAGCGAAGACAGCCGGCUUAGAGCAGGCGAGUUCGGAGCGCCGGUGGGGUACAGGGGCAGGAGUGGGGGGUCUGGGGACGGGUUGAUAAGCGGAAGCGGAAGCGGAAGCGGAAGCGGGGGAGGGGUGCGGGGAAGAGGGAGAGAUGGAACCGCGGCCCUCGGAACGGUCUACAUGAGAUCGCGGUCGGUGCUGGACGAGGCGUUGCCGACAACGGACCAACAACAGGCUGCCUUGGAAUUGAGCACCGACUUCGAUCAGCACGUGGACGUGCUCGCCGACGGCCACCCCCGCCGUAAGGGCCUAGUCUCCCGGAUGCGCCGAACGGCCUCGAACGUCAUUCGGCACCCCUUCCGAAGCAGCAGCAACAGCGGCGGCGUCUCCCGCCCGGGCGCCGCUGACCUUACCGGCAGCGGCACCCACAACGCCCCCUUCGGCAGUGGCGACGGUGGCGGUAGGCAGGGCCAGCGGGGAGGAGGGCCGAGGGGGGGAGGGGGCUCCGCGGGGGACAUGCGGGUGGUACCCGCCCUCAGCAUCAGCAGCGCGUCGCCGGGGUCUGCGUCGACGGCGGUGCCGACGCCGUCCGCGGCGACGCCUGCCAGCGAUCGAGAUCAAGGUAGCCGAGGCGACCGUGGUAUUGCCCGAACAUCGGGGGCGGCGGGGGCGGCGGCGGCAACGGCUGGAGGGAGGGGAUUCAAGGACGAUGUCGAUGUUCCGGCAGCGGGGGAGGGGGGAGGGGGGGACUCGUUUUGCUUCUCGAAUCAAGACAGGAAGAGACAGAGUGGAGAAAAGGCCCAGCAGCAGCAACAGCAGCAGCAGCAGCAGCAGCAGCAGCAGCGCAAGCAAGGGCGUGGCUCCAGUGCUGCAGCAGGACAGCAUGGGGACAGCAGUGGUUCCGGGGGGCGGGGUGGGGGUGGCAGGGGGGGGGACGGGGAGCGAGGGAGGGUGAACCCCUGGAGACAGAUGAAGCUGCACGAGCUCAUGGCCAAGCUGGAGGAUAGCACGCCCGAAGAAACGGAGGCGAGCUUCGGCAAUAUCGGCGACGCAAUCCUGUUACACCUUAGGCCCUCGGAGCCGCCGACGACGAGGGCGCUGGCCUUAGACGUGGCGCAGACCUUCGUGCAGAACGUGGUCAGCGAGCGCUCGAAGGACAAGCGAUCCUCCAAGAUUCGAAGAAAGGCUUUCAAGGAGCUGCUGGCGCGCUUGAUACCUCUGAUGCUGGACUGCCUCAAGAGCCCGGCGGGGAGCAGCAACUCGUCAUUCCCUAGAGAAGAAAACGCCUCGCUCGGGGGGGGCGGCGGACAGGAAAGAGGCGAAGGGUUUGGGGACGGCGGCGACGCGGAAGAGGGGGGACUCGCGGCUGGGAAGGGUCUCGGGGGGGAGGUGGUCGUGCUGCACUACUACCAGCAGCACCACCAGUACCUGCUGAAGGUGGCCGUCUUGGAGACGAUGAACAGGUUCUUGACGAUCCUGCGAGCGUUGUUCAAACCGCCACAGUCUACUCGUGUGCAGAAGGUGGUGGCGCCGCUCCUGGAUGCGUCGGAGGAGGUGCUGAGGGAGAAGGCGGCGGCGGUGCUGGGAAAGCUCUCUCUGUGUGGCCGGGACACCUUGACGUGGGCCAACAUCGCCAUCAAGGUUUCGCUCGAGUCGCACAACCUCCUGCAGGACGCGUGGCCGGACGAGAUAGUCGGGCAGAUACCGUCGGCCCAGGUCGAGACCAUCAUGGGAGAACACCCGCUGCUGCCCCCCAUCCAGGACACGUUCAACAAGGGCGAUGUCGAGGCGCACGUCCUGUCGAUCGGGAGGCGUUUCCCGGCACUGUGCAAGCUCCUGGCCACGCUCGUCACGGCCUCGCCGCCAAAGUCGCAGGAGCCUGAGGAAGGAGACGGUCAACAACAGCAGCAACAACAGGAGAAGGGAAAGGGAAAGGAAAUCGAUGGCAGCAGCGAUUCCGCGCCGUUCCAAACGCCGUUCCUUGUGUCCCUCUCGAUAUCGCUCGUGCAGAGGGUCCUGAGAAUGGGCGAACAGGCCUGGGCCAAGCUCGAGGAAGAGCGAGCGGGCGUCAAGCGCGACGACCCCGGCCCGACUCGCAGAAGAGCCUCUGCGAAGACCGCCCAGGAGUCAACCACCCACACCAACACCGCCGCCGGCACCCUGUCCCCCGAGCUAGCCGCGAGGGUGUCCGGCCUCCUGUUGCCCUCCGCGGUGACCCUGCUGGAGGCCCUGGUUGCCAGCUCGAGGCUGGAGAAGGCGAUGGAGGACCGGCAGGGGACGGUGUGCCAGUGCAUGGGCCAGGCGGUCGCCCAGACGCCCGUUCAAGGCGGAGUGAGGUUUGCGGCUUACCGCUCCAUGGCGGUGAUCGUUCGGUACAUCAAGCCGGAGACAGCCGCAGAGGGUCUGGGAGUACCGAUACUCCCUCUGCUGUUCAACGAGGCGCUCCUUGCUCUCGGCAACCGCGUCAAUCUCCACGCCCUCAAUACUAAGACAGUCGUCGCGCCGCGAAGCAGAAACAGCGAUAAGGGCGGUGGCUCACCGAAGACGCUCCUGUUCAACGUGCGGAACCCGCUCAACAACGGCCACGGCGCCAAGCUGCACGAGGACACGGUCUGGGCGGGGGUAGAGUGCCUCGCCACGUUCAUCUUGGACUGUGGUCUCUUCCUCCCGGCAGCCCAGGCAAUGCCGGUUGCCGAGGUGGAGAGCGUCGUGACGGAGGGGGUGGAGCUCCUUGCGCACCGGCCCCUGGAAGUGAGCCCGUUCAACGAGGACGAGCCGCAGGUGCUGAGACACGCGUCCACCAGAGAAGCGUUCGUGAGGCUCGUGCACUACUACUUGCUGCUGGCGGAGGAGAAGAAGCGCAACCCUGGGAGCAAUCUCUACACCGAGGCUAAGCUGGCCUUCCACUGCCACCUUCAGGACCCCGAUGGAGCGGUGGCGAGAGAAUGCAGGGUGGCGUUGACAGCCCUCAAGACGGAUAGAGUGGACCACAGGACCAAGGAGAACGAAAAGGCGCUCGAGGACAUGGAAGCCGAGGCAGACCAGAACAUGCACAACUCAGGAACCGGAGAGGUCGGUUACACCUUGGAAGAGCUCGAGAACGGCGAGUAUCACGUCGUGCGGAGGGUUUCAAAGUCUCCCCGCAAGAAGGUCGGCUGGCUUCCUUCCCCUCUCUAAAGAGCUUGCUUCUUGCUAUUUUAGUUAUCCUUCCCUGCCGUUGGUUCGAACGGGAACGUAUUGCGGCGCAAUACACGCCUGUUCGCACAUGGUACGGUUCAUACUGUUUUUUCUGUAAUUCAAGCGUGUGGUGUGUUUGUUGGUGCGGGCUCCCUUUUAGCAGGCGGGAGGCGGGGCGCGGAGGUCGCAUGUUGCUUGUUGGGUGUGCCCGUCUUGUGCUUUACCGUGUGUACAAUACUUACGGUACUGUCUUUGUGAAUUUCGUAUGUUAUCAGUCAAGUCGUGGAGGAGCAUCGGUUUAUGUCGCGGAGACGCGUAUGCUCGCUCGUAUUCCUUGGGUGAUGGUGCGGCAAAAAAUGUAAUGUUUUUUUCGGUUGCUGUGGGAAUACGUACUAUGUACUAUGGAGGGAUAGGCAGGUUGAGGGGGGUCAUAUCAAUGGUGAACGCCCCGAGUCAGGGAAAGUUUUAAAGUCCAUAUCUCGUUCANGGGGGGGGGGGGGGGGGGGGGGGGGGGGGGGGGCAUCACCAACAACUACAACAAACAGCAGCGGUGUCACCAGCUACGCCUGGGGCACUCCUUGGGUGCAAGCUGCGCAUAAUUCAUGAUUGUGUGGUUGUAGGUAUCAUUUUUUACGUAUCAAGACGCGAUCAUUUUCCACCACCGUAAGCGCAUACCGACAGCAGUCAUGCGCGGAGGUUGUGUACUCUCGUGCAAUCCGAAAGUUUUUUUGAUGUUUUGUGAGCGUGUGCAUGCGGCAUGAAACGCCGCGUUUGUAUUGAUGUCUCACGUGCGCUGAUUGGGAGACACACCGAGAGGGGUGCGUACCGCAGUACGAGGCGCUGUUGUGAGAUGGAUGUUAUCAGGGGGAGAGCUUUCUAAUGCUGCUUUGUUUUGUCCUUGCAAUGAUGUCAAGAAUUUACUUCAUCCCAUGGCGGAGCUAGUCGGGGGCAGAGAUAGAGAGCCUCUUUGAUUUUUGGCUGACCUUUGUGUCUUUUCAGCCCUUGUGCGCUGAACAUGUAUUGUGGCUCCGUCGCAAACGUAUUCCUAGUCGGUCCCCCCCCCCCUUUUUUUUUCUUUUCUCACGUCCGUUCUUGAUUCCACCACUUUAUUGGUCUCGUGGCUUCUUUUUCUCGUUCCCCCGAGGCGUGCUUCGGCGCCCUCUCUUUCUCUCAAUUAAUAAUUGUAGUGUUUGUUGCACGUUUGACAAUGACGUCGUUCGAUUUGCCGCGGGGUGUGGGCUUAUUUAGCCGCGUGGGGUUGAAGCUGGGCAGCGAUGGUUGGCUGCCCUUGCUUUUCUUCUAUUUUUUUUUUAUAAGUGCGGGUAGUGAGGAGGUACGGCGUGCGUACGCGAGUAUGGAAGAGAGCGAGCGAGAGAGAGAGCAUGUCACAGAGCUAGAUAGAGAAGACUGUGUGCUGACUCUCCUCUCCCUUUCUUGCAUGUUUCGUUUCGCAACGUCCGUUUGAGUGUUAGUUCAUCAUCAUCGUCAGCGGGAAGCAGUGCUGCACACACUUGUGUCGAUUGUUCUCGGUAUUCGUUGUAGCCCCAGCCUCCACAACGUGCGUUCCAGACACAACUGAACUGCCGUUGUUUUGAUAUCGACGCUGUAAACCCUGGCCUUGUUGUAGCGACGACGUCUUUUGCUUUCCAUAUGUAGCCGACCCGUGGCGUUUUUUUUUUCUGUUGUGUGUAAAUUUACUUGUUAGGACCCCCUACGGCGGGUUUACGCGCCGAUCCGGAGAGUGAGCGGGUGGGCGUGCUGGUAUCGUGAGUUUUGCCAUGUUGGCCGCAGGUUGGAGGUUCUCUCGUAGGCAGAACUCGUGUGGCAGUUUUUUUUUUUUUUCUGUUCGAGGUGGUUUUUGUCCUAUCAAUACAAGUAGUAUCAUAGCAAGAGUCAACAAACGAAACAUUGCGACUACCAUUCUAACAUGUUGUCGGUUCAAUUUUGGCCUCUGAAUUGUGGAGGAAAAAAUUGAGCCUAGAAUAUCGAGUCGUUCCUACCUGUAUUUGACCACGGAAGGCGGUCCUCGUCAGUUGGGCCGUAACGGAUGUUGCUGGAAGGUAACGCAAUUUGCUGAGCAGGUGUCUGUUUUUGAGGGGGGUGUGAGACGACCGCACGACACGAUCCCGAAGGAAAGAAGGCAGCCUCGCAUGAACGAUGAAAAGAAAAACCUGGCCAAGGCCAGUAGAACGGAU